Molecule: messenger RNA, 4111 nt
Organism: Anopheles moucheti
Lineage: Eukaryota; Metazoa; Arthropoda; Insecta; Diptera; Culicidae
Gene: lin
Product: protein lines
Exons: 1
Coding region: 1-3021 (1006 amino acids)
Source: RefSeq, a predicted model, not a curated record
AUGGUACUACAGAACGAAAGUAAAUCGGUAAAGGGUCUGGUACCCGUGCACGACGGUGGUAAUGGUGACAGUAUUGAUACUGACAGCACUAUGGACAGCAACCUAAAUGGCCCCUCCGACACGGGCCAUCACUCAUCGUCCGGUUCGAAUUCAUCGACGGGUGGCGGGAGUGGUGGUGGAGGUACAGGAGGAGGAGGAGGCAUCGGAAGUAUAGCCACAUCGAACGGCGGCACAGUAGAACGAAUGUCACACGAGCAACCGGUGAUCAAGCGACAGCGGAUAGAACACGAUCGUGGUCACAGUGCAGAUGUGGGUGCAGGAGGAAUCGUAUGCGUAGGAGCAGUUAACGCCCUUCCACAUGGACAAAGUAGUUUGGGGAACAGCCCCGAAACGAGAGCUAAUGGAAUGCCAACGACCAGUACUACACCAGCGAGUUCUAGCGGGAAUUCUUCCAACGCAUCGUCGGCCUGCUCAUCCUCUACGUCGCUUUCAUCCUCGCCUUCCUGCUCCUCGACGAAGUUAGUUCCGUCCUCGUUGGACCAUUCGUCCGACGAUGAACAACAGCAGCAUUCCGCAAAGUUGGUAGCACACACCGAACAAUCCACGCAAGAUUAUCAUGCCGCAUUUCAGGAAGCGAUCGGUCGACAAUGUUUGUGUACGAUCGAUUCGAGCGUACUCCUCCUGUCGUUCAAGGCGCAUCGCAUCUACACUCACACGGUGGUGCCGUCGGAUGGUAUUGGGGACACUGCUCCACCCCUUUCCGAAUGGCCGUUCGAGCAUUUGCUAAAGUUCUUGUCGAAUGUACAGCUGCUGUUCGAUACGUACUUGAAGCAGAACAUAAAGGGCAACAUCUGCGCGGGCGUGAUGGAGCUCUGUAACUAUCUCAUUCGCAGCGAUGACCAUCCGCACCUGUACCGGGUCAACAGUCCCACGUUUGCCGGGUUCCCAGCGCUAGACAUCGACGAGCUGAUUGGGUUAUGUAGCUGCAACAAUAAGUACGUCAGUUAUUUGGCGGGUCGUAUAUUGUCCUCGUUUCUGAUCAUCGUCAAGGACGACCCAGAUGAUGACCGAUGGCUGGAGAAGAUUGUGGCGAAUCUGUUCGACUUUGGGCAUCUGGAUCUGCAUGCGGUGCGAAAGAUUAACGCGAGCCUCGAAGUGAUCAAGCGAAUCGUGGAGUGGAAGGACGAAACGGAACAUCCGCUCGAGGAGGAAGCGGCGGGUGGUGCUGCUGUCGGUGCUGGUGGAGGUGGCCCGGGUGAAUGGGCUUCCCCGGGAGGUGGAUCGAGUUCGGCCACCGUUGGAGGUGCCGUUGGCGGGGCACCCUCGCUUGCGGACAAUUACUUCGCAACGCAUUUCGCAUCCCACCAGUACGCUAACGAUGAGGGUGCGUCGAGAAGCAUUUUUCACCCAGCGGGUGGAAUGGCCGACGAAUCGUCCGCUACCGCAUCAUCAUCGGCUUCCGGCACGGCGUUAGCGUCGGCGUCCAAAGCAUCGGAACCACCGGCGGCAUCUAGUCAAGGUACGCUCAGUACUACCCACCAACUGCUAUCGGGAGGUGAAGGUUCGGGACCUUGCCGGUACAUCACGCUGACCGAUUCGGAAAGCUUCGACACGACGCGCAUCAAGUUCGAAACGAUCAACAUCCUCGGUGGCAAAUGGUCCGCGCUGGUCAAACACAUCAGCUCGCUAAUACGUGCGCAAGCGAACAGCUCGAACCCGGCGGUGAUGGUUGCGACCGAAACCUGCAUCCUAACGUUUCUGAGGCUGUGGGAAAGUAUUAUCAGUGUGAAGGCGAACCUUUCGGUGGUGGAGACCCAACCGUUCCAUUCCCAGCUGGAUAGCUUCCAGUUGCUGCUGCUCGUCACGAAGAAUGCCGUAAUUUAUCGGCAAAUGUUAACGCUGUUCAAUGAGGCCCUUUGUUACGGCAGUACACUGGCAUUGCAGGACCUUAUUCCGGAGGAAGUUGGCAGUUUGGCACACAACAUCGUACGAUCGGUAAAGGACUAUCGGAUACUGGACAAGAUGCCCAAGUCAUCGUACAGUAACCAUCUCGGAUUCCUUGGAUAUCAGGGUGAAAUAGUGCGCUACCAGAACAGGCGGCUAGCGCGAUUGCACGAUCCGGCGAAUGGUGUCGGGAGUGGGUCGCACCAACAACCCCCGCUGGUAGCAACUCCCGAAACGUGUUACGAUCGCACAUUGCUGCAGAAGAUGGCGCUGCUGGUGCUGAAAGCGGUCGCAGUCAUUGUGAAGGAGAUCCGGUGCGAUUCCAGUGAUUCGAGCGUGGAUAGCAGUGACUUCGAUAUGCAGGAAAUACAGAUGAUCGAGCGCAGCAUCCGGGACGUGGUGAAGAAGCUGGAGACGUUUCUGAAGGCGCAGCUGGAAUUCCAUCCCGAGAGCCACUUCAGCAAGGUGCUGAUACACCUGUUCGACGAUCAGGACGACUAUCUGGUGGAGGCGAUGGUGUGCACGCUGGACGUGACAUCGGGCAUCUCCUUCCGGAACAAUGCGUUCCCGGAGCUGAUCGCGAUGCUCAACCCAGUGUACACGUUUAUCGAGUUCUCCAACCUGGGGCCAAACAUUACGCACCUGUUUCUCGAUCUGCUCAUCAGCCCGGAAACGUGUUUUCUGCUGUUUUUGCUUCGCUUUCUAAAGUACAUCCGGCAGAACUGGGCAAUGUUUACGCAGAGCUGCUACAACUACUACCGCCACAAUAGCUACAGCAAUGCGGCAACGUUGCUGCAGCACCGGUUGCGGGCGGCAACCGGCAGCAAUGCGGGGCUAGUAUCGGGUGGAAGCGCUGGGAGCGGUUCGAGUCAUGGUGCGGAUCAUUCUAACGCAACAGCUGUUGCCGGUGGCACCAACGCAAAUGUUAUACUGGACAGCGUGAUGACCGUGUUGAUUAGCUUACGGUUGCAGAUCAGUCGGCUCGUUGCCGAUACACUGUUUCCCUACAACAUCACGCCGAUUUUGAGAUUAAUAGAAAACUGCGAAAGUCUAUACGAGGGCAAUGAGUUGAGUUGAAGUGGUAGGCUUUCAAAUGGUGUCUCCUGCUAGCAAAGGACGGAGCACACUGCUACACCAGUUCGCAGAUGUUAGGAUCGAACAAAUGGAGUAUGUAAUGUAAAUGUACGACGCUUUUCUUCCUUUCGUAGAAAUUUACGCAACAAAAGUACAAUCUUUAACGGCGCAUCGAAAUGUGCGUGCCUUAAGCGAUAAGCGCUCCCGCUCUCUUCUUGUAUGUUUCCAAUGUUACUCUCUCAAUGGCACUCGGAAUCCUUGCGUGUAUGGCGUGGCGGCAGUUUAUGCUGCACGUUUGCUUCUGCACAACCUUUUCCAAUACAGGAUCGAAUCCAUUCCAUAGUUCGAUAGGAGCCUAUUCUAUUAAUUAGCCUUUAAUGUUAGAACUGAAUUGUACAAUGCUCACAGAACGCUCUGUUUAUUAGGUGCGUUAAUAGGUAGGAAUAUUUGCAAACGGUCCCGCAAAGGUUCGUCUACGGUAGCGAAACUGUCGGUUUAUGUACAUAGCAUGUAGAUAAGCGUUUACUUUUAUGUGCAGUCUUCCAUGUGCAGCUCCAGUGUAUUUUUGUCUUGCGAAAAAAGGGAACCAACACGCACCGGCAAAGUAUGCAACGUCCAAUAUUGAUUAAUUCCCCCUAACAAGGUGCUGUCGAAUGCUUAAUCUUGCCGACGAUGAUGAUGAUGAUGUGUCCUGUAUUCCCCAUUGGCACUCAUGCACUGUACAAACCUGAUUCAGACGCAAACGCAGAGACGGAAACCCCCCUUACCUGUAGGCUAGACAAUGCAGUUUGUGUAAACUUUGUGGUAGACAGUUUUAGUUUAAUUUAUACGUGCUAUAUAAGUGCCUCAAUAAGUGCCUUUUUUAUCAAUGAAACCCAGCUACAGCACUGUUCUGUUCUGUCCGCGUAACGUGAGGCUAUAUUCCUGGUGUCUCGCGUUAACCACCCGUACGUUAAUUUAAUUUAUCCACUCAGAAGAACGUACGCUUUAUCGGACCCGCUUUCGCGCUGUACAUACGGUUCAUUGCAGUGGAAACUUACGCGAACGAAGACGGACGCGAAGGAGGUGGACAUAUCGUACCGAACGGGGGCCC